UGGUGGGGAGAGCCUGCAGUGGGUGCAGGCAGGAGCCUCUGAGGGCAAGCUGGCCUGGGCUUGCAAGUGUUGAGGCUGGAGCGGAGGUGCUAAGCAGGCAGUCUGAUGGUCAGAUACUGUAAUGGUGGCUUUGCCGGUGCAUGUGUGUCUUGCUUUUUCCUCAUCACUGCUUUGCUCAUUGCCUCCAAUUACCCCACCUUGCUGGUAGCCCCCACCGACCCUCAUUAGCUUGAGGGGCCCACCGUGACUGAGGAAGAGGAGAGAGAGGAGGCCAAAGGAGCCCGCGGUGCCCACCUGCAGGAGUUGACUGGAUACACUGCACACCUGGGCUGCUGGGGGCCCCAGGCGUCGUGGGGAUGGCCCCCGUCUGAGGUGCUGAGGCUGCGUGUGCGCCCACCGCCCGCCUGCCACCCCAGGCCGCCCUGACUCCCCUCCCACUGCCUGGCUGCAGUUGCCAUAGCAGCGCUGCUGCUGCUGCUGCUGUGUGGCCAUUCCAGGGAGAAAGACAUUCCCUGUGUUUUCUCAGUGUCACCUGAGUGUCCUACUGCACACUUGUGGCCCUGCCCCAGGAGUUUCAAGAAAUGCCUCCCCCUUAGAGAUCCUGAAGGAACAGCUUAGCCCUUGGGCUUCUUAAGGAAGCCUUUUUCUUAAGGGCCGUGGGGAGCUGGUAACUGUUCCAAAACAACAGGGAAGUUUGGGGAGGGAGGAGACGGAAACACUGGAAUGAUCAUUGACAAGGACAUAAUCAAGUAGCUGAAAGGUAGUUCUGUGGGUUCCAUGGCUCUCUGUGCUUUGCUAAGAUGGCCAGCUUCCUGGAACGACGUCUAGAGGCUCGUCUGUUACAUGGUGGCCAGGGAGACACGGUUUUGCAGUCGGACUGCACAUCUCUGUGAAGAACCCUUUCCCCCAGGACAAAUGGCCAGGGAGGUGGCACUGCGGGGAAUGCCGUCGGGCAGGUGCUCCACUCUACCUAUGCUGACUGUUGGGUGUUGGCUUCUGCCUGCAGAGCGGCCGCCCUCAUCUCUUUCUCGCCCCCUCUCCCUUCCCUGAUGCAGACCCAGGUGGCAUCUGCUCAGGGAGCCUUCCUUUACCCCCUUCCUAAGUGGGGUGUGGCCGGCCCUGUGCUUCCUUACCAGCCCUCUGGAAGGUCUCAUUCAUCACUUGCCCACUGCGUAUAGCCAUCUGGGGUGUCACUGCUGGUAUUUGGCCUCUCAGGCCCAGAAUAAACCUUCCACAAGCUGCUGAGGGAAUGAGAAGACUCUGCUCUCCUGCCCUGCUGCAGGAACUGCUCUCUGACUCCCUCACUGACCCCAUGCCACAUGCCCUGAAUUCUGCCAGUGUGUGUUUGGUCCUUCGUUUGCUUGCUUCUCCUCCAAGAAUGACCUCGAGGUGGCGAUGUGUGACUGUGUGUUCACUAGCCUGAAAGUGACCAUCCCAGGGCCUAACACACGCAGUCUGCUGCAGAAAUUAGUGGCUGGGCUGGGGCCAGCUUUCUGCCCCCACUUGCCUUGAGGGCACACCUUGCUCCACCCAGCUGCCCCACCUUGGAUCUCUGCUGCCUUCUGCCCAGAAGGCCCUCUGUCAUCCCCUGGGAUCAUCCAGCUCUUCCCUUGAGGCUGCUUCGUCCUAGCCUUUGGUGGCUGCCGCUUCCCCUGCCUCUCCACUCUGACCACUGCACGGCGCAGCCUGGCUCAUGACCUUGACUCACUCUCUUCAUCUUGCUGAGCUCCAGUCUCCUCAUCUGCAAAAUGGGUUGUCGGCAGGAUUCAAGGAAGAUGCACAUCGAACACCCAGUCAAUGGCGGUAGUCUUAUAAGGGCACCUCUCUUCGGCGGCCCUGCACGUGUCAGCCCUUUCCCUUCAGCCAGUCUGUGGCUGCCUUGAGGACAGAGAUCCUGUCCUUCUCAACUUCUUAUUCUACCCAACCCUCCCUGCCUGAGCCCAUUUGUUGACUGACUUCCAUCAGAAGAGCAAUCAAGGUCUCCUCCCACCUGGAUGUCCCAUGAGCACAGCAGAGGCUCAGUCAUUGCCAAGGAGACUCUCUGUGAUCUUCCAGACACUGUCUGUGGGCUCAGUGCUGCCUGACGGAGAAGCAGGUGAACGGGAAGGAGCUCUCUAAGCUGUCUCAGGAGCAAACCCUGGAGGCCCUGCGCUCCUCCAAGGAGCCUCUAGUGAUCCAGGUGCUGAGGCGCAGCCCCCGCCUCCGGGGGGACAGCUCCUGCCACGACCUGCAGCUGGUGGACAGUGGCACUCAGACCGACGUCACCUUCGAGCAUAUCAUGGCACUGGGCAAGCUGCGGCCUCCCACUCCGCCCAUGGUCAUCCUGGAGCCGUAUGUCCUGUCUGAGCUACCCCCCAUCAGCCAUGAGUAUUAUGACCCGGCGGAGUUCAUGGAAGGCGGCCCGCAGGAGGCAGACCGUACAGACGAGCUGGAAUAUGAGGAGGUGGAGCUGUAUAAAACCAGCCACCUGGACAAGCUGGGCCUGAUGGUCUGCUACCGCACCGAUGAGGAGGAGGACCUGGGCAUCUACGUGGGGGAGCCAGCCCUCCUGGUACUCACCUGUCUGUGGCAGAUGUCUGUGAAUCCCAACAGCAUUGCAGCCAAAGAUGGCCGGAUCCGCGAGGGAGACCGCAUCAUCCAGAUAAAUGGCGUGGACGUCCAGAACCGGGCAGAGGCGGUGGCCGUCCUGAGCCAGGAGGAGAACACCAACAUCUCCCUGUUGGUGGCCCGGCCCGAGAGCCAGCUGGCAAAGCGGUGGAAGGACAGUGACCGGGAUGACUUCCUGGAUGACUUCGGCUCUGAGAAUGAGGGGGACCCACAUGCACGGAAACCAAAAUCCCCCCCUGCCCAGCAGCUUGGAAACGAAGAGGAGAAAGGGGCCCCUAAUGAUGGCCCAGGCCUGAGCAACAGCCAGGAGUUGGACAGUGGGGUGGGCCGCACUGAUGAGAGCACCCGCAACGAGGAGAGCUCCGAGCAUGACCUGCUAGGGGAUGAGCCUCCGAGCACUACCAACACGCCUGGGACCCUGCGCAAGUUUGGCCUUGUGGGAGAAGCCCUGCAGAGCCGGGACUUCCACUUCAGUAUGGACUCUCUGCUGGCUGAGGGGGCAGGGCUGGGGGGUGGUGACGUCCCAGGUCUCACCGAUGAGGAGUACGAGCGCUACCGGGAGCUGCUGGAGAUCAAGUGCCACCUGGAGAAUGGCAACCAGCUGGGCCUCCUCUUUGCCCGGGCCUCCAGCAGCAAUAGUGCCCUGGACGUCAACCGCAACGAGAGCCUGGGCCAUGAGAUGGCCAUGCUGGAGGAGGAGCUGCGGCACCUGGAGUUCAAGUGCCGUAACAUCCUGCGAGCACAGAAGAUGCAGCAGCUGCGGGAGCGCUGCAUGAAGGCCUGGCUUUUGGAGGAGGAGAGUCUCUACGACCUGGGGGCUGGCGAGCCCAAGAAGCAUGAGCUGUCCGACAUCUCCGAGCUGCCUGAGAAGUCAGACAAGGACAGCACCAGCGCCUACAACACGGGGGAGAGCUGCCGCAGCACCCCACUGAUUGCGGAGCCCCUGCCGGAGAGCCCCCUGGGGCGGGCUGCUGUUGGCAACUCCAACUUGAACCGGACCCCCUCUGGCCCCCCACUCACCACCCACCCCAAGGCAGCUCCCCUGCAGGGGAGCCCCGCUAAGUUCCGAUCCCUUUCCCGGGAUCCCGAGGUGGGCCGGAGACAGCACUCAGAGGAGCGUGUCCGCCGAAGCCCCAAGACUGGGGUGACCCUGGAGCACAUGGGCCCUGAAGGCAGCCCUUACCUUUCUCGGCGCCACCGCGGCCAGGGCCAGGAGAGCGAGCGCUACCACAGCUGCAUGCAGCUGACACCCCCACGCAGCCUGGAGGAGCUAGGCCACGGCCCCUUGAGUUUGGCCAGCGGCCCUCGUGGCGGUGGAGUGGCUCCAGCCCCUGAAACACCCCGCAUGGAGUGGAAGGUCAAGGUGCGCAGCGACGGGACGCGCUAUGUGGCCAAGCGGCCAGUGCGUGAUCGCCUCCUAAAAGCCCGAGCUCUGAAGAUCCGGGAGGAGCGCAGCGGCAUGACCACCGAUGACGAUGCAGUGAGUGAGAUGAAGAUGGGUCGCUACUGGAGCAAGGAGGAGCGGAAGCAGCACCUAAUUCGGGCUCGGGAGCAGCGGAAGCGGCGCGAGUUCAUGAUGCAGAGCCGGCUGGAGUGCCUGAGGGAGCAGCAGAAUGGUGACAGCAAGGCUGAGCUCAACAUCAUCGCCUUGAGCCAUCGCAAAACCAUGAAGAAGCGGAACAAGAAGAUCCUGGACAACUGGAUUACCAUCCAGGAGAUGCUGGCCCACGGCACACGCUCGGCUGACGGCAAGCGGGUCUACAAUCCGCUGCUCUCCGUCACCACCGUCUGAGUCUGGCUGUGCUCCAGGGUGGGCCCUCUGCCUGGCCCAGGUCCGGUGAGCCCCCCAGGGCCCUGUGCCCUACUCUCCCUUAGAAUCUAGUGUGUUUGUGUGUGCACAUGGGUGUGCGAACACCUCUUUGUGCAUGUGCCUGGGACUUUGUUACCAGAGAGAAGGGACACUUCUCUCCAUCAGCUCCUUCCUUCUCCCC
Messenger RNA from Manis javanica (Malayan pangolin), 4598 nucleotides. It is a transcript of the gene PDZD4, whose product is annotated as PDZ domain containing 4. Gene Ontology annotation, molecular function: protein binding. NCBI's taxonomy places the organism in Eukaryota, Metazoa, Chordata, Mammalia, Pholidota, Manidae. The record is from RefSeq and is a predicted model, not a curated record.